AAGAAAAUAAAGCAACUGGGACAACAUGAAGGGAAGAGGGUGUGUAGGUGGUGUUGGGGGGUGGGGAGCGGGGCUAUGAACUGGGAAUAAGGUUGAAAACAAAGUCCACUUACUCUGGCCAAGCCUCCUGUCAGAAGCAGGUAUGACCAGACAGAUCACAUCUUUCUCUCUAUACUCACUGCUCUGCUCAGCCUGGCCUCAGUCCAUCACCACACCUCCAGCAGCAGUGGGGAGAGCCAGGGAGUCCCUCCCACUCUCUGUGUCACACAGUUUCAGAGAAAACAAAACUUAACGCUGUCUAUUUCAAAGAAACUAGUCUGUCUGUGUCAGUGUGAGCAGAAACAUAGCAGUGUUAGCCCAGUAUCGAGGCGGGUCUGCUCAGAACGAGGAAAUAUCUCCUGCUCUUUCUCACACAGAUUCAGAGAAAAAAUACAUUUUUCUCUGUCACUUUGAGCAGUUAAAUGGCUGAAGGUGGAGGUUUACUGGAUCAGGACCAGUUCAGCUGUUCAAUCUGUCUGGAUCUACUGAAGGAUCCGGUGACCAUUCCCUGUGGACACAGUUACUGUAUGGGCUGUGUUAAGGGCUGCUGGGAUCAGGAUGAUCAUACUGGUGUCUACAGCUGUCCCCAGUGCAGACAGACCUUCACGCCAAGACCUGUUCUUUGCAAAAACACCAUGCUGGCUGAAGUGGUGGAGAAACUGAAGAAAACAGGAUUCAAAGCUGUUCCUCCUGCUCAUUUCUAUGCUGGACCUGGAGACGUGGCGUGUGAUGUCUGCACUGGGAGAAAGCACAAAGCCAUCAAGUCCUGUCUGGUGUGUCUGGCCUCUUACUGUGAAAGUCACCUCAAACUUCAUGAUGAACUAAACCCAGGAAAGAGACACAAAUUGAUAGAUGCCUCUGGAAACCUGCAGGAGAAGAUCUGCUCUCAUCAUGACAAACUGCUAGAGAUUUACUGUCAUACAGAUAAGCAGUUUCUCUGCUAUUUGUGCACAGGUGAGGAUCACAGAGGCCAUAAAACAGUUUCAGUUGCAACAGCAAGAGCAGAGAAACAGAAGCAGCUGGGGGCGACACAGAGUAAAUUCCAGCAGAGAAUCCAGGAGAGAGAGAAGGAGCUGCAGGAUCUGAGACAGGCUGUGCAGUCACUCAAGAGCUCUGCACAGGCAGCAGUGGAGGACAGUGAGAGGAUCUUUACUGAGAUGAUCCGCUCCAUUGAGAGAAGGUGCUCUGAGGUGAAAGAGCUGAUCAGAGAUCAGGAGAAGGCUGAAGUGAGUCGGGCUGAAGGACUCCUGGAGCGACUGGAGCAGGAGAUUGCUGAGCUGAGGAGGAGAGAUGCUGAACUGGAGCAGCUUUCACACACAGAGGAUCACAUCCAUUUCCUCCAGAGCUCUAAGUCUCUCUGUGUCCCUCCUGGACCUGGAGACGUACCCAUCACUGUCAGUCCACACAUCUCCUUUGAGGCUGUGAGGAAAUGUGUCUCUGAGCUGAAAGAGCGACUGGAGGACGUCUGCAAGGGGGAAAUGUCUCAGAUCUCCAGGGCAGACAGCGCAGUGGAUGUUCAUGGCUGCUUUACUGAAGGGGAGACCUGUCCCCUCUGCAUGGAGCCCUUUCAGAAGAAGCAGAGGCUGAUGUGUACUCAUGCCAUCUGUGCAGCCUGUCUGGAGAGAUCUGUAGAAAGACUGGGUCUCCAGUGUCCAGUGUGUCAACAAGCACUCAGAGUGCUGGGAGACCAGCCAGAGGGACAGAUGACAUGGAAAGCUUCGUUGUUCUCUGAGUAUUUAGUGAUUACCUACAAUAUUCCUGAUGGAAUACAGACAGGUUUCAUGCUGUCCGUGAGUUUUUAGACACACAAGACGCAUGGGUCUCUCCUCCUCUCCCACUACAUUAACAGUGAAUCCGAGAACUAGAUAUGCCUCGUCAUAUUUUCUAGACUUUUCUAGACUUUGACUUUGACUUUGACUUUACUCCUGACUGGGUUGUCUGUUUUGAAACCUCAUCUGCUUCUCUUUUCCCUGUUAAAUACUUGACCAUCUUCCAUCGAUCUUACGUUACACUUGUCUGUUUCUGCUCCACAAAUCAUGUUAAAAAUGUUCUGCAGUACGAUGAAUGGAGCUCACAGCAAUAUAAAUAUAUGACUGUAAGUAGCCUAUUCAUGAUAUUAGGACUCUUCCCCCUCACACUAGUACAAUGUCAGAUCUGUACAUCACAUGAUAACAAAGUAAAAACAAGACAAAUAUUGUGUAAAUACAAUAUUCCCAGUGGAAUACAGAUGGUAAGAAAACGCUGUUUGUGAAAUAAUUCUUAAUAAGGGGAAAAAUAACAUUUUACAGCUGUAUCACUGCAAAUAUAUUUCAUCAUUUUGUUUCCAAACAUUUAGUUGCAUUCUAUUGGCUAGCCAAUAGAGUGUAGUGCUCCAACAUGCUUUUGGUGUGUUUUAUUGAUAUUGUUUUUUUGUUUGUUUUUUUAUUGAUAUUUGUUCCUUGUCAGUUAUAAAUACAGUACUGUGCAAAAGUCUUAGGCACCUGUAUUACAUUCUGUACAGAUAAGAUUCUUUCAAAAAGAAUUAAAUGAAAGGUCCUAAAUAAACGUACUAUGCAUUUUACAUUACAUUUUAGUCAUUUGGCAGAAUAGGUAAAAACGGAAUCAAAUCAAUAUUUUUUGUGACCACCCUUUGGCGUUAAAACUGCAUCACUUCUCUGAGAUGGCCAACGCUGUCCUGCAGUUCUAUAAGACAAUCAGCAGGGAGGUUGUUCCAAGCAUGUUGGAGAACACAGUUCUUCUGCAGACUUUUGAUGGCUCCUUGCUUCUCUCAAGUUUUCAUAUAAAAAGUUGUCAAUGUCAAAUAUGUUCUUUUAUACUAACACAUACAAAAAAAAAAGCAUAUAUAUAUAAAUAUAAUAAAUAUAUAUACAGUGGUGUGAAAAACUUGGGUUCUGCAGCAGGACAAUGAUCCAAAACACACCAGCAAGUCCACCUCUGAAUGGCUGAAGAAAAACAAAAUGAAGACUUUGGAAUGGCCUAGUCAAAGUCCUGACCUGAAUCCUAUUGAGAUGCUGUGGCAUGACCUUAAAAAGGCGGUUCAAGCUCGAAAACCCUCCAAUGUGGCUGAAUUACAACAAUUCUGCAAAGAUGAGUGGGCCAAAAUUCCUCCACAGCGCUGUAAGUGACUCAUUGCAAGUUAUCGCAAACGCUUGAUUGCAGUUGUUGCUGCUAAGGGUGGCCCAACCAGUUAUUAGGUUUAGGGGGCAAUCACUU
Messenger RNA from Conger conger (European conger), 3252 nucleotides. RefSeq names its product E3 ubiquitin/ISG15 ligase TRIM25-like. The transcript has 5 exons. Gene Ontology annotation, molecular function: zinc ion binding. NCBI's taxonomy places the organism in Eukaryota, Metazoa, Chordata, Actinopteri, Anguilliformes, Congridae. The record is from RefSeq and is a predicted model, not a curated record. Bases 462 to 1841 code for a protein of 459 amino acids.